AGAUGGUCUGAGCCACCCCUGAGUGGAGGUGAGCCUCUGAGCCACCAGCUUCACUGGAAUUCUCACCAGCAGAAAGCAGCAUGUCUGACCAGAACGUCCGCAACGCUGGGUUCACUCCCUCUGGGAUCACAGGAGGAUCCCUUGCUUCAUCACUGAUGUCCCAAGAAGCAAGAGCCUCUGGGGGAGGUGUGCCUUCUGGAGGCCCCACUUCCACUCUCCAAGAAAUGGGUGCCAGAGGCACAACCCAGUCCUCAGGUUAUACCAGCAGUGGGAUCUCUGGUGGAUCCAGGGCUUCCGACACGAUGUCCAAGGAGGCCAUAGCUUACGGAGGCGGAGUUCCCAGAGGUGGUACAACUGCUACAGUCCAGUCCAUCUCCAUGGGUGGAAAAGGAGGAAGACGCUGAACAGAAGAAAAACAGCAGUCUAGAAAUAAACACUGCAAGCAGUUUGUCCUUCACCAUCGGCUUUGACAAUUUCUCCCACUCUUUGAUCUCCCUGUUAUAAAAGGCAAAGCCUUCCAUGUUCACAAAUAAAGUUUCUGUUAAAAGUA
Molecule: messenger RNA, 550 nt
Organism: Parus major (Great Tit)
Lineage: Eukaryota; Metazoa; Chordata; Aves; Passeriformes; Paridae
Product: interferon alpha-inducible protein 27-like protein 2B
Exons: 3
Coding region: 81-404 (107 amino acids)
Biological process (GO): apoptotic signaling pathway
Cellular component (GO): mitochondrion; membrane
Source: RefSeq, a predicted model, not a curated record